Anolis carolinensis (green anole) is the source of this 3318-nucleotide messenger RNA. It is a transcript of the gene oc90, whose product is annotated as otoconin 90. Bases 633 to 2621 code for a protein of 662 amino acids. Gene Ontology annotation, biological process: lipid catabolic process; phospholipid metabolic process; arachidonate secretion. The record is from RefSeq and is a predicted model, not a curated record. Gene Ontology annotation, cellular component: extracellular matrix. The transcript has 20 exons. NCBI's taxonomy places the organism in Eukaryota, Metazoa, Chordata, Lepidosauria, Squamata, Anolidae. Gene Ontology annotation, molecular function: phospholipid binding; calcium ion binding.
GCCACUGAUGUGGAUAGCUUUAAAUUUUGGAGUAUUUCUGAUUUUGGAAUUCUGGAUAAAGGAUGCCCAGCCUAUAUUAGUUCUUAGGUUAUGAGUAUGUGUCUGUGUGUAUUUCUGUGCUCCUCACACAUUGUAAUGCCGCACUGCACACACCAACACACCAGGUAAGCUUUUCAACACUUGGAGAAGCCGAGCUCUGUAAGGCAGUCUAGUUUUUCACCUGUCUCUCAACAUGGAACGCUGCCUCUUAUUAAGUUCUUACCAUGUUGGUCACAUGACUAACCAGGAGAUGGAUAACAGAGGGACAAUUGUUGUGUAAUUACAACAGGGCCUGUAUUAUUUUGGAAACUUGCAGUACCUUGGAGAAUAGGCCUAUUUAAUAUAGCCCUGAGUAUAUAAAUGAUCUAUAAUGUUAAACUUCGCCGCCGCAAGCGUUGUGACCUGCAGAAAUCUAAUGAAAGGGCUGAUUCAGAAGGGUUGAAGUGGGGAAAGGGGGGGCUGAGGAAGAAAGUGGUCACAUGGGAAGAGGGGUCAUAUCCAGGUGGGUAUAAAUCACCAAGUUCUAACGUCCUUAAAGCCAAUUUCCUCCUCCCUUUGGGCAAUAUUCUUCAAGGACAGUUUUCUGCCAAAAGAUGAUGGUAAUCCUACUGGUGAAAGUAUUGAUGAUAUUGCAUAGUAGUGGAGGUCAAGGGCCUGAGACUCCAGCACUUCCAAUGGAUCUUCCUCUUGUGACAGAAAGGACUUUAAAUAACAUUACAUUCUUCAAUGGAGUCUUUGCAAAUGUGGACAGUGUUGCAGUGUUUUUUGACUGUUUAGGUUCCCACUUCACCUGGCUCCAGUCUAUAUUCACCAACUUUCCUGCAUUGCUUAACUUUGUGAACAAAAUGAAGUGUGUGACCGGCAUUUGCCCAAGAGAUUUUGAAGACUAUGGCUGCGCUUGCCGGUUUGAGAUGGAAGGCCUCCCUGUAGAUGAAGUAGAUGAUUGCUGUUUCCAACACCGAAAGUGCUAUGAAGAGGCAACUGAUGAAGAAUGUAUGUGGGAUCCUGCCAAGUUGACUAUGGAUGUCAGCUGCCUCACCAAAAAUCUCACCUGUGAGUCUGAAGAUUCCUGUGAGCUCUUUCUCUGCAACUGUGACAAAGCAGCCAUUGAAUGUUUUUUGCACUCCCGGUUUAAUUCUUCCAUGAACAACUUGGAUGUUUCAUUCUGUCCGGCUCCAGUUACAGAAAUGCCUAGUGAGAAGAGCCUGACAACAACUAAAAAUUCAGACCUUCAAGAUCAGAGGAUUGAAGACACUCAGUUGACAGACACAUCUGUGGCAGAGGCUACUCCACCACCCACCAGUGGAACAGUUGUAGAAAUGUCAGGUUCAGAAUUUACUUCCCAUGUGGACAAAGAUAGAAUUCUUGGGAUCCAUGGAGGAGGAGGAGGAGGAGGAGGAGGAGGAGGAGGUGUGUAUCCGCUUUGUGAUCUUGUAAAGUACUUUGAAAAUGGCAUUGCACAGAAAUGUAGACAUAGAAAUAACAUCAUUGAUCAAACUGCCCUUUAUGAAUUAAUGCAUGAAUCAAUGGACGAAUCGAUAAAUGAAAUAGUUAAUAGGUAUAUUCCUUCAGAUAUUAGUGACAUGCAGGUGAAGGACUUGGAAGAGGGAGCUGUUACACCAGACAUGAAGAGUGAUGGAGGAUUGGAAAGCCUCGGAGAAGGAGUAAUAUCACAGGAAGGUGUGACUGCUACUUUGGACAAUUUUAGGUCAGGAGUAAUGUCACAAGAAGGCAUAACUCCUCUUUUAGAAAGCUCCAUGCCAGGAGAUCCAACUGAGGAAGCUUUCUUCACAAGGGAAACGCCUUCUGCUUCAUCUGAUAUGAACUCAAAUGAUCCUGAGAUGGUGCCAACCUCAGAUACUCCAGAGCAAUCCACAGAGCAUGAGAAUAAUUUCAAGAUCGUUGGAGAGGAAGGUGCAGGAUUGUCCACCGUGGUUCCAGAAGAGACAUCAGAUCCCGGGGAAUCCUUUGGAGAAGUUUGUGACCGCUACACUUUUCUGCAACUGAGAGAAAAUGGAAGAAUCAAGAGAGUAUUGCCACAAUUAGGCGAGAUGCUUUACUGCUUAACCGAUCGAUGCCCAGAAGAGUUUGAAUUAUAUGGCUGCUACUGUGGCCAGGAAGGGAGAGGCCAGCCAUCAGAUGAUCUAGACAGGUGCUGUUUCUCUCACCAUUGCUGCUUGGAGCAAGUUAGGAAGUUGGGAUGCCAUCCAGAGAGAAAUUCCAGGUCUGAGGUUGUCUGUUUUGAUCACACACCAAAGUGUAUUGGAUGGACCAUGUGCGAAAAGCUCCUGUGUUCUUGUGAUAAGGCAGCGGCUGAGUGCAUGGCUGCAGCUUCUUUCAACGAGACCUUCAGCUCCCCAAACAGACAAGCUUGCCACGAGGACAAAUUGCUUUGCCGCAGGAGUGGGCACGAAAGGCCCCUGAGUGGCACUGUGGCUGGGACUGGGUCCUCCACGUCCAGCGAAGAAGACAGUAGCAGCGAGGAGGCCGUGCCACCCAAGAGCAUCUUGAGAAGGGGAAAGAGGGCAGCGCUCCUGGAAGCAAGGAAAAAUGCCAGGCCAUCAUCACAGCGAACCAGAUAAUCUCAAUUUCAUCGUUCCGCUGGGAACUGACCAGGAAUAGUCAGUGACAGACAACUAAUAUGAUAUCUAAAGUUAGAGAUGGGAGAUCUGUAAUAUCACUCGAGUUUUCUGUAGUGACUUUCCAUUUUUCAGUAUAGCAGCUGUGGGAAAAUAGAGGUGGGAGGCAAUUUGGAUUAGUAUGGCAUUUGGGGAGAGGCUAAGCCAUUCAUUGCUUCAUUGCAAUGGUAGUAUUUGCUUUAUGGGGAACACUUAUUUCAUGUGUAGGUAUCUUAGGGGGCAACAUGGUAAUCGGUUGAAACAAAACCAACCCAGAGUUUGUGUGCAAUCUGAAAGAGUAACCUAUUUUAUUUUGCAUUAGCCUUUAGGAAUUUCAGUUGAUGUCAUCAGACAUAUCUAACAAUAUCUUGUGAGUCUUUAUUUUUUUGACUUGGCCAUAUAGUAGUUUAGAAAGCAUACUGGUUUUUAUUGAGAAAUAAAGGGUGCAUCUACACUGUAGAAUCAAUGUAGCUUGACCUCACUUCUGUCAUGGCUCAUUGCUAUAGACCUGAACCUGGAAACUCAAAAUUGCAUGUCUCAGUGUUAAGGAAAUACAAAGGAUUUGAUGUGAUCAAAGCCCCAGGUUUUGCCUAGCCCUACGUCUUCCCUUGACUGCUGUCAUUAGAAACGAAUUUAUUAAAUGCAUAAGUUGCAGAAUCAA